Paralichthys olivaceus (Japanese flounder) is the source of this 6761-nucleotide messenger RNA. RefSeq names its product YLP motif containing 1 (gene ylpm1). Lineage: Eukaryota; Metazoa; Chordata; Actinopteri; Pleuronectiformes; Paralichthyidae. The record is from RefSeq and is a predicted model, not a curated record. Gene Ontology annotation, biological process: regulation of telomere maintenance. Gene Ontology annotation, cellular component: nucleus.
GGCAUGUGACGUGUUUCCGUCAUCAGCUCCACCGUUGUUGGACCCGCGGUGUGUCGGUCUAAUGUCGGUGUUGCACAUUUUCUUUAGGUUAAAGUUAUUUAUUGAAACAGAAACUGUUUAUCCGGCUGAUGUUUACCAUGUCUCUCUAACGCGGCCUGUUUCCUCCCAGACAUGGAAACGUAGCAGUCGGUUUCACGGACGGUGGGUCAGCAUUAGCUGUUAGCUUAGCCUCUCAGGCCGGGCUGUAUGUGAGCACACAGGCCGUGCUCACCGCCUCGCUCCCUAACAAUGUACCCCUCCUGGGGGAAUUACGCUGGAUCUCAUUCGCAAAACUAUGGAGGUCCCGGGCCUCGUAAACCACCGGGUGCCGCCCCUGCCGCGGGAUUUGGCGGCUUCGAAGCCCCUCCCGGCGGCGGUGGUGGUGCCGGUGGUGGAGGCGGCGGCGGCUCGCUGUUCUCCAGCCUCCAGGAGCAGCACCUCCAGCAGAUGCAGCAGCUGCAGAUGCUGCACCAGAAGCAGCUCCAGUCGGUGUUGCAUCACGGUAACAGCGCCGGGGCGUACGGUGGUGGGUACUCAGGCUCACAGUGGGACUCCGAGGCUCCGGGACAUAUAGACGGCAGCACUGGAGCUCAGACCUACCUGAAACAAGACGACACCUCGGCUCCUUCGGCGAGAGCACCUUCUGCUCCCAAGUCGGGUCACCCGCAGCCGCCUCCGCCUCCACCACAGCCGCACGCCGCCGAGUCCCAACCGUGUCCUCCCCCUCCGGAGCCUCCGUCAGCAAAGCCCCCGGAGAAUAACGAUGGCUCCAAAGAGGCCAGCAAGAAGGAUGCGUCCACGACAGAAGACGACAAAUCUUUAGCAUUACAGGAACAACAGCAACGUUGGUACAAACAGCAUCUUCAGAAUCUACAGAAGUUAAAGCAAGAGAAAGCCAAACAGAAUCAAAAAGAAGGUGAUGGCCAUGUGCCGCCACUCCCAGGUCAGGGAGUUCCUCCUCCACCUCCAUCAGAACCUCCAAAAAAUGCACCUCCUCCACCCCCACCAAGAGAUGAUCCCCCAGCACCUCCUCCACCACCUGAUGAAAUAAGGCCUGACGCCCACCAUGACCCAGUGGAGGCUGCCCGCCUCCAGCAGUUGCAGGCUGCAGCAGCACAGUGGCAGCAGGUGCAACAGCAGAGAGCAGGCUUACAAUACCAGGCUCUCAUGCAACAGCAUGAGAAGCUGCAGCAGAUCCUGGAGAAAUACCAACAGCUGAUUCAGCAACCAGCAGACCUUCAGUCAAUGUCUCCUGAAAUGCAGCUGAGGCACUAUGAAAUGCAACAACAGCAGUUCACCCCUUUAUUUCAAGACUGGGAUCGCUCAUUUGUCUUGUGGUAUGAGCAGUUCAAGACUUAUCCCCACAAAGACCAACUGCAGGACUAUGAGCACCAAUGGAAGCAAUGGCAGGAGCAGAUGAAUGCCACCAAUGCCCACCUUCAAGAAAGGAUGGCCACUCUGACUGCCAUGGUGCCAUUUGCCUCAGGCCAGUAUAACAGUGGAAUGAUGGGACAAUAUGGCCAGUACCCUGGACAAGACAUGCAAAUGCAGCAGCAGUCACUAAACGUGGGUAUACAGCAUUCUACAAGUGCUGUUGGUCCCAGAUCUCAAGGUCCACUGCCUACAGGGUUUGGGCCACACCAGGAAUCACCUGCUGGACCUCCUGUGAGAGGAAUUGGUCCUUCAGGCAUCGGAGCACAAUCCUCAGGUCCCCCCACAAUUCCGCCACCAAGCUUCAACAGUGCACAAGGUCCACGAUUUGACCAACCACAGCAGCGCUUUGAUGGUCCCCCAAGAUUCGACCAACCACGGCAGCGUUUUGAUGGUCCCCCAAGGUUCGACCCCCCACAGCAACGCUUUGAUGGUCCCCCAAGGUUUGAGCAACCACGGCAGCGCUUUGAUGGUCCACCAAGGUUUGACCAGCCACAGCAGCGUUUUGAUGGUCCCCCAAGGUUUGACCAGCCACAACAGCGUUUUGAUGGUCCGUCACGGUUUGACCAACCACGGCAGCGAUUUGAUGGUACUCCCAGAUUUGACCAACCACGGCAGGGCUUUAAUGGGCCUCCCAGAUUUGACCAACCACGGCAGCGCUUUGAUGGCCCCCCUAGAUUUGAUCAACCUCGAUUUGGGCAACAGCCAAGGUUUGAACAACCCCCUAGGCAUCCUGGCCCUCCGCUUGGUUUUGAGCGUCCUCCUCUGCUCCAGCAAAAACAACAGCAAGGUCUCCAACCUAAAGCAGAAAUGGCCACUAAAACACCUGUUGGUGUGGACUCCAAGACAACUGAAAAAUCUGAUGUACAGCCACAAUCUGAAAAAGAAAACAGUGACUCAAGGCCAGAUGACAAGGCCAAAGCCGAAGACUUGACAGAUGAUAACAUGCUUGAAAAUGAAGGGUUUUUUGUCCAGAAUGACCCCAUUCCUCAGACAUUACAGACAAACAAAAAUGUAGAGGAGUCAGAUUCCAAUAAUGCAUCUGGUAAUGUUGUAAAUCCUGCAAACCCUGCACCUCUCAAAAAAAAGCCUUCAGUAACUGUUUCUUCUUCUUCUACUGUGGCAUCAAAAACUACUGUUCCUGAAAAACCCAGCAAAUCAGAGGAAAAGUGUGUAAACAACAAACCCCCAAUGGUUCCAAAGCCCCCAGGAAUCAAACAGGAACCACAAGCUUCUGGUGAAAAGCAGUCAAGACCAGAGCCUUCGAGGCCUCUCCCUGGGAGGGGACGGGGUCAGCCCCCAGUGCCUGUACAAGUGCCUGGACGUGGCCGUGGGCAGAGGGGCCGUGGAGAGUUUAGAGGAGCAAACGCUGUCCCGCUAGGAGAGGAGAUGGCAGAAAUGUCCUACAACUACAUGCCACCCGAAGAGGAUUUAGGGAUAGCAGAAGAUCAGGAAGAAAGUCACUGGGAAGAUCCCUCAUACGAGGACUUUGCUUGUGAGGAAUCUGAGGUGCCUACUGAAGAUAUGUGGAUGCCAGAGGAAGAUCAAUUUCAAACAGAGGAAGAGUAUUAUCAAGAGCCAAUAGGAGGACCACCUAUGGGGAGAGGCAGGCCUCCUAUGAUGAGAGGAAGGCCCCCUAUGAUGAGAGGAGGGCCACCAAUGAUGAGGGGAGGGCCCCCAAUGAUGAGAGGUGGACCACCUAUGGUUAGAGGAGGGCCGCCAAUGAUGAGAGGAGGCCCACCUAUGGGAAGAGGUGGCCCUCAUAUGGGUAGAGGUGGGCCGCCUAUGGGUAGAGGUGGGCCACCUAUGGGUAGAGGAGGUCCACCUAUGGGUAGAGGGGGUCCACCAAUGGGUAGAGGGGGUCCCCCAAUGGGAAGAGGAGGGCCACCUAUGGGAAGAGGAGGACCACCUAUGGGAAGAGGAGGACCACCUAUGGGAAGAGGAGAUCCAAUGGAUAUGCACUGGGAAGAACCUGAAUCAGCUGAGUACUCGGAGGAAGUGGACCCUUAUUGGGGAGAAAUGAGACCAUUAAUGAGAGGAAUGAGACCCCCGUUUCCACCUGGCCGUGGUCGCCCUCCACGUGGUCAUCCUGGUUUCUUGCACCAAGGAAGGGGACGUCCCCCUCAUCCAGCACAUGGACCAAUGGAUCAUGACCUGUUAGGCCACGAAAUGGACACUAAUGAUCCUGAAACCGAUGCAGCAGGACACCCCAUGUACCAUGGACAUGACCCUCACAACCAUCCAAUGCAUCCCGAUGUAGGAAGAGGCAGACGUCGUGUGCCACCACCACACCAUGAAAUGAUGGAUACUAUGGAGGAGCAUAUGUAUGAUGAAGGAAUGGAUGGAUGGCAACCACCACAUGGCAGAGGACCUCCUCUGCCUCCACAUGAGUUAAUAGGUAGGGGAGGAGCAAGGAGCAGACCUAUGGGUCGAGGAUUGGGAAGAGGAAUGUGGCGGCCAGGUCCAACACAUGAAGAAUAUCAAGAGGGAUAUAAUGAGGUUUUCGUUGAGGAUUAUGGCCAUGGGGAAGACAGGUACAGCUGGCGGCCACCACAGGACUGUCCUACUGAUGAACAUGAGCAUGAGGCCAAGUUCUAUAAGUCUGAAUGGGACAGAGAUCGUGCUCCACCUGAAAGGGACUAUCCCCCCCGCAGGCCUCCACCAGACACCUUCAGGGAUGGUCAUUGGCCAGAGGAAAGAGAAAGAGAAAAAGGACCCCCAUAUCCAUUUGAUGAGCAUGAAAGGGGAAGAGGAGAACUUAGAAUUCGUGAAUAUAGGGAAGAGCCACCAUACCGCCAGGAGGAGCCACCGUUCCCACCACCACCUUCGACUGAAUGGGAUAGACCUUCAAGACUCCCUCCACCACCAGAGAGAGGGUAUCCACCUGACUAUGAAGAUCGCAGACCUCGCUAUGAUGAGCAAAGGGGAGAGCUUUCUUUGAAUAAACUUCCACCACCAGCUCCAACUGCACCUGUCACAAACCUACCAGAGAGCUCAGUUGAACCAGCAUCAGGAGCAGCCGGCGCUAAUGUACUUGCUCUCUCCCAACGCCAGCAUGAGAUCAUCUUGAAAGCUGCUCAAGAGCUUAAACUGAUAAGAGAACUGCAAGAGGGGAAGAACCCUGGUCCUGAGCCCCAGCCUGCACCAACUGACAUCUUGCCUGAUCUCCCUGCUGGUCUCCUCGGUUUGGAGAUCCCACCAGAAGUCAGGAAUGUUUUGAAGGGCAUGAGUGCAGCUGCACAGACAGUCACAACUGAGCCUGUGUCUUGGGAUACAAAGCCGACUGCUAGAGAUUACCAGUCGGUCCUCCCUGCUGCUCCCACAGCUUCAGUGAUUCCAAAGACUGUGGAUUAUGGGCAUGGACAUGAGCCUGGUGCCACUGUUGAGCGGAUGUCUUAUGGUGAAAGGAUUGUGCUGAGGCCUGACCCAGUGCAGUCAGACAGGGGUUAUGAAAAAGAACCUCUUGGUCUCAGAGAUCCUUAUGGCAGAGACCCUUAUUAUGAAAGACGAUCAGACCCUUACAUGGACCGUAGGGAGUACAGUAGAGAGAGGGACUUGUACCGAGAAAAGCCUCCGCCUGAAUAUGAAAGAGAUAGAUUUGAGAGGGAGCGCUAUCCCCCAAGAGAAAGAGAAGACAGCACACACUCCAUGGUUGAUGAAAGAUCUCCACUGGCACCACUUCUACGCUCAGGAUUCAGGGAGCGAGAGUGGGAUCCUCGUAAUCGUGACCGAAGUGGCAGUCGUGAUCGAGAGGAACAUUACGGAAGGCCUGGCUACGACAGACCUCCCUAUGAGCGUGCCUCACUUGACCGCAGUGGGCCUGAGCGUUACAGUCAUAGCUCAUCACCUUACGUGGAAAGAAGAAGUUAUCCAGAGGACAGAGGGCCUUCCAUUGCACCACCUCUACCACCACCACCUCAGCCACCCCCACGAAUCGAGAAGAAGCCAGAAAUCAAGAAUAUUGAUGAUAUCCUCAAACCACCUGGCAGAUCAUCUCGACCUGAAAGGAUAGUCAUCAUAAUGAGAGGGCUUCCAGGAAGCGGAAAAAGCCAUGUUGCAAAGCUCAUACGGGAUAAGGAGGUCGACUGUGGUGGUGCCCCCCCGAGAGUUCUUGUAUUGGACGACUAUUUCAUGACGGAGGUUGAGAAAGUUGAGAAAGACCCAGACACCGGGAGGAGGGUCAAAACCAAGGUUCUUGAAUAUGAGUAUGAGCCAGAGAUGGAGGACACGUACAGGAGCAGCAUGCUGAAGACAUUUAAGAAAACUCUGGAUGACGGCUUUUUCCCCUUCAUCAUUUUAGACACUGUUAAUGACCGAGUCAAACAUUUUGAUCAGUUCUGGAGUGCAGCCAAAACUAAAGGCUUUGAGGUAUAUCUGUCUGAAAUCACUGCAGACAAUCAAACUUGCGCAAAAAGAAAUGUCCAUGGACGUUCACUUAAGGAAAUAACGAAGAUGUCCAACAACUGGGAGUCGUCACCACGUCACAUGGUUCGCUUAGAUGUCCGGUCCUUGCUUCAGGAUGCUGCUAUAGAGGAGGUUGAAAUGGAAGACUUCAAUCCCGAUGACGAGCCCAAGGAACCAAAGAGAGAGGAGGAGGAAGAGGGAGAUCUGGGCUACAUUCCAAAAAGCAAAUGGGAGAUGGACACGUCUGAGGCAAAACUUGACAAGUUGGACGGUCUGGGGAGUAGCGGGAAGAGGAAACGUGAAGGUGAACACACGUCAGACCUGGAAGACUAUCUUCAGCUGCCGGACGACUAUGCCACACGCAUGUCGCAACCGGGAAAGAAACGGGUUCGAUGGGCUGAUCUUGAAGAGCAGAAGGAAGCAGAUCGAAAGCGCGCUAUUGGCUUUGUGGUGGGUCAAACGGACUGGGAGAGAAUAACGGAUGGGAGCGGCCAGCUGGCACAAAGAGCUCUCAACCGUACCAAAUAUUUCUAAGAAGAUAAUCUUAUCCCCUUUUUUUUCCUCUAUUGAAAGGUGCUCAGAAUGUGAAAUGUGUCGCUGAUGCUCACAUGGGUGAAACACGAGACUCAUCGAGGUCAUCUGUAGAUAUCAGAUUCUUAGUUAUUCAUGGAGAAGGCUACAGUUUCCUGCUUAUUUUUAAAAGACACUCUUGACUAUUCAAAAAUGAACUUGUAGUUAAUGAUUCUGUGCUACUUCUGGUCAUCCUGUAUCAAUUCAUGUUCUUUGCUGUUUUAUACUGGUCAUGUUUUAUUUACUGUAUUGUCGCACUGGUUCCUGGUCCGUGCAUACUUGGAAAAAAGACAAUAAACAUUUCAAAAAAUCAAUAA